GCUGACCAGAGUUAUCAAGUGGCCAAUAGGUUUGGAAAGACACGAAGCCUACGGUUUCAGAAACAAAAAAAAAAAAAGAAAGAAAAAAAAAAGAAAGGACGAAGCCUACGGUGUCAGCGUUCCCCAUAAGUAAAUUUCAUUAAUUGAAAUAGAGGAUCACUUACAGACGCUUCCUUAGAUUUUUGACUCCAAUUCAAUCUCUCAGGAAUUCCCAAAGUCACCACGUUCCUUCAUGACUUUCAUCUCAAGGGUUCUUCUCUAAAUUUGGUCAGGUCAGGUAUAAGUUAAGAAGAGUAUGGCAUCCACAGAUGAGCCCGACUGUGGACAAUAUUCUGUUUCGGAUUACCAUUUAGUAGAUGAUAAGGCUGAAUGUGUGUCAUUUCAUGUAUUACCUGUUCAAUGGAGUGACGGUGAGCGACAGGGGGGCGGCGAGGAAGUGAAGAUAUAUCUGCAUGGAACUGGUGAUAAUGGGCUCUCAGAAAUAUGUAAGCGUGUUAUUGCAUGGAAGUUUGACAUUUCGAGUGAAGUGCCUGAGAUACUGGUGCUCUCUGAGGAAAAUAGUUGGAUCAAGCUUGGGAAGCCGAGGAAGAGCUUUGAGGACACCAUUAGGUCAAUUUUGAUAACGGUGCACUGCAUUCACUAUGUGAUGAGAAAUCCUGAAACAUCCGGAGAUUCUGUGUGGAAUCACCUAUGUGAAGUUUUCAGAUCAUAUGCGGUCAGGCCUUCUCAAAGUGAUCUGGUGGAUCACAUACCUCUAAUCAGUGAUUGUGUCAACAGAUAUCGUGGCCUAGAGGAUUCCAAGUUUUUGGCCACCCUUUCUGAAGAGAAGACAAUGAAGAGGAAACUCUCUGAUGUUGAUAGGGAAGCUAGGAAGAAGUUCAAAAUUAUCAUCGAUGAUAUAAAAGAUGAUAAGAUUGAUGAAGCAGAAGAUGAGGAUAACGACAACCUGUUCAGCGAGUUCUGUGCUUUAUGCGAUGAUGGUGGCAAGAUCAUUUGUUGUGAAGGGGGGUGCCUAAGGUCUUUUCAUGCAACUAAGGAGGCGGGUGCGGGAUCUUAUUGCAAAUCUCUUGGCUUUAUGCCGGAUGACAUUAUUGGGAUGCAAAAUUUCUACUGCAAGAACUGUGAACAUAAACAGCACCAGUGCUUUAUUUGUGGGAAGUUAGGCUCCUCUGAUAAGUCCUCAGGUGCUGCUGAGGUUGUUUCCUGUGUAUCUCCAAAGUGUGGUCGAUUUUACCAUCCACAUUGUGUUGCAAUAUUACUUAACCAAGAUACUGGAGUUCCUGCUAAAGAACUUGAGAGAAAGAUUGCUGGCGGGGAAUCUUUUACUUGUCCAAUUCAUAAGUGCUGCAUUUGUAAACAAGGAGAAAAUAAGAAGGAUAUGGAAUUUCAGUUUGCUGUGUGCAUCCGUUGUCCAAAGUCAUAUCACAGGAAAUGCCUGCCAGGGUACUAUUAA
Molecule: messenger RNA, 1453 nt
Organism: Fragaria vesca subsp. vesca
Lineage: Eukaryota; Viridiplantae; Streptophyta; Magnoliopsida; Rosales; Rosaceae
Exons: 8
Coding region: 296-1453 (385 amino acids)
Source: RefSeq, a predicted model, not a curated record